GCGUUCAAAGCAACUGGGAACUCGGAAAUAAGUCAAAUGAUGACGUCAGUGAUCUUCAGGUCGGAAGGUCUGUGCUUUCCAGUUCCCACGUUGGAAUUCCGAGCUGGAUGACCUUUCAAAUUGAUUUUUUCCCAGUCUGAGCUCGUUUUUUUCGAAGUCCCAGUUGUUUUGAAUUCGGAAGUCAGAGAUUUCCGAGUUCCCAGUUGUGUUGAACGCGGCAUUAGCUACAACAACAUCUCUCAAAUGCUAUGGUUGGUGUGCAGUGAUGGCUUUUAUAAAGAGGAAAGAACGAUCGAAAGAAAGGUUUUCUCUCCUGUUGCUGGACCUGGAAGAGUAUUACUUUGAACAGCACACAGUGUAUCAUGUGACAACCAGUUCAGCCAAAAAAAGAAAGAUCAGAGGGUCACUCAAAGUAUGCUCCAAAUCCAUCAUAUUUGAACCUGAGGACCAUGUGGAGCCCAUUUUAAAGAUUCCUCUCAGAGAUUGCAAAAAGAUUGAAGCGGUUGAAGAAAAGGACCAGAAUCCUUUCAAUGAGAGCAAACCAGCUGGCCUCACCAUUUUAUGCAAACAGGUUUACCUCAUCAAAGAGAACAAUGUCGUUGCACCUUACAGAGUUGAAAGGGGAGACAGUACCUUUCUCUUCCAUCUGGAAGUUUCCAGUAAAACGGAGGAUGUUGUCCAAACAUUACUUCAGCUGCAUAGGGCCUCUUGUCUGGACAAGCUUGGAGACCAGACUGCAAUGAUUGCUGCUAAUUUACAAUCCAGAUUGGCAAGAACUUCAUUUGACAAGAACAGCUUUCAGAAUGUUUCAGAAAUUCCACACAUGGAAUGCGAGGCGGAGAUGGUCACUCCAUUGGUUACAAACCCUGGUCACGUGUGUAUAACUGACCAAAGCCUCUACUUCCAACCCCUCAAUGGCUAUCCUGAACAGGUAGUCCGAAUCGAGCUCCAUCGAGUGAAACAAAUCUAUAAGAGAAGGCAUGGACUCAGGCCAUUGGGGCUGGAGGUGUUCUGUACCGAAAACGACUUCUGCUCGGACAUCUAUCUGAAGUUUUACAAGACCAGCGACAGAAAUGACCUCUACUACUACAUCGCCACGUUUCUGGAGAACCACAUGGUGGAACACACAGCGGAGAGUUACAUGCUGCAGUGGCAGCGCGGUCACCUCAGUAACUACCAGUACCUUCUGCACCUCAACAACCUGGCUGACCGCAGCGGGAACGAUCUGUCUCAGUACCCCGUUUUCCCCUGGAUCAUCGCUGACUACAACAGCACAGAGCUUGAUAUGAUGAACCCUGCAACUUUCCGUGACCUGAGCAAGCCUGUGGGAGCGCUGAAUAAAGAGAGACUAGAGAGAUUGUUGUCCCGGUACAGAGACAUGCCUGAUCCUCGUUUCAUGUACGGCAGUCAUUACUCCUCUCCAGGCUAUGUGCUUUUCUACUUAGUCAGAGUUGCCCCAGAACACAUGCUGUGUCUUCAAAAUGGCCGCUAUGACAAUGCAGACCGCAUGUUCAAUAGCAUUGGAGAAACGUGGAAAAAUUGCUUAGAAGGUGCAACUGACUUCAAAGAGUUAAUCCCAGACUUCUAUGGGAAUGACCCCAGCUUUCUGUUAAACUGCCUUAGUCUGGAUUUGGGGAAGAGGCAAGGUGGAAGCUCGGUUCAAGAUGUAGUUCUUCCGCCAUGGGCUGCAGAUGCCAGUGAUUUUCUUCAGAAGAGUCAGAAAGCGCUGGAGAGUCAGUACGUGUCAGAACACCUGCACGAGUGGAUCGACCUGGUGUUUGGCUUCAAGCAAAAAGGAAGUGAAGCCGUGGCAGCCCACAAUGUGUUCCAUCCGUUGACAUAUGAGGGUGGCAUCGACUGUGAUAGUAUAGAGGACCCCAAUGAGAAGAUUGCCAUGUUGAUUCAGAUCCUGGAGUUUGGGCAAACCCCGACGCAACUGUUCACCACCCCACACCCACAGAGGAUAACACCCAGAUUCCAGAGCAUAUCGCGAACACCCAGUGUAAACACACCCCUCAACGAGCUUUCUCCAGCAUCCACCAGUGAGGACUCCUCCUUUGAAGACCUAACCGAAGAGACUAGGAGACUGGCUUGGAACAACAUAGCUAAACUCAAGUUGAUGUCUACCCACAAAAUCCAUAAAGAGGCUGUGACGGGCAUCGCAGUGACGCGGACCGCGUCGUCUGUCUUCACAACAUCACAAGACUCGACACUGAAGAUGUUCUCCAGAGAGUCUAAUGGAUUGCAGAGAAGCAUGUCCUUCUCCAACAUGGCAUUAUCAUCGUGCUUGAUGCUACCAGAGGAUAAGGCCGUAGUCUGCUCCUCUUGGGACAAUAAUGUGUAUUUCUACUCGAUACCAUUUGGCAGGCGUCAGGACACGUUGAUGGGUCAUGAUGAUGCCAUCAGUAAGAUGUGCUGGAAGGACAACCAGCUUUACACUGCAUCCUGGGACUCGACAGUCAAGGUUUGGCAAUGUGACUCUGCCGAUAUCGCGAAUAAUAAGAGAUGCCAAUUCCAGUUGCUGGCAGAGUUUGAACACGAAGCGGGGGUGAACACUAUUAACCUAAACCCAGCAGGUACUUUGUUGGUUUCGGGGACUAAGGAUGGAACCGUCACCAUUUGGGAUACCAGUAGCUCAGUACAACUCCAUCAAGUCCACUGCCAUUCAGGAAAGAUCCACGAUGUGGCCUUUAGUCCUGACAGCAGACACAUCUUGAGUGUAGGAGAGGACUCGUGUCUGAAGGUAAUCGACGUCCAGACGGGCAUGAUGAUCUCGUCUGUGCAAGCUGAUGAGGAGCAGCGUUGUUUCUGCUGGGACGGGAACACGGUCCUGUCGGGCGGUCAGUCCGGACACCUCCAGGUCCUGGACCUGCUAAGCAACAAAGUGACAACCAGGAUCCCUGGACAUUCAGGUGCAGUCACAGCGAUGUGGAUGAACGAGCAGUGUAGCACAGUGAUCACAGGUGGCGAAGACAAGCAGAUCAUCUUCUGGAAACUUGACUGUUGACCACGGUGCUAGAUAGUCCCUCUGUACGUGUAUGUACCGAGGUGAAGUCCAAGAGGGACACUCACAAUGAGACAUCUUUUAUACUGUCUGGCUCCAACCAAAGAGACUAUCAUCGUCGGUCAAGGUAACUACAUAGGCUGGCUGGCCUGCUGGCUGGCUCACCCAGAGAUGGUAAUGCAUUAUCAUUGCACAUAUGACUUUACAAAUAUACUGGUCCAGUUAGAAGGGACAACAAUCAUACUCCUGUCUGGAGUUCUCAAACAAAAUCUAAUUAUGAACAAUAUAACCAUCCUCAACCAUGUUAGCGUAAUAACUUGGCCAUCCUCAACCAUGUUAGCGUAACAUGUUGGCCAUCCUCAACCAUGUUAGCGUAACAACUUGGCCACCCUCAACCAUGUUAGCGUAACAACUUGGACAUCCUCAACCAUGUUAGCGUAACAACUUGGACAUCCUCAACCAUGUUAGCGUAACAACUUGGCCACCCUCAACCAUGGUAGCGUAACAACUUGGCCACCCUCAACCAUGUUAGUGUAACAACUUGGCCACCCUCAACCAUGUUAGCGUAACAUUGGCCAUCCUCAACCAUGUUAGCGUUACAACUUGGCCAUCCUCAACCAUGUUAGCGUAACAACUUGGCCAUCCUCAACCAUGUUAGCGUAACAACUUGGCCAUCCUCAACCAUGUUAGUGUAACAACUUGGCCAUCCUCAACCAUGUUAGCGUAACAACUUGGCCAUCCUCAACCAUGUUAGCGUAACAACUUGGCCAUCCUCAACCAUGGUAGUGUAACAACUUGGCCAUCCUCAACCAUGGUAGCGUAACAACUUGGCCAUCCUCAACCAUGUUAGCGUAACAUAUUGGCCAUCCUCAAUCAUGUUAGCGUACCAUAUUGGCCAUCCUCAAUCAUGUUAACGUAACAUAUUGGCCAUCCUCAACCAUGUUUACGUAACAACUUGGCCAUCCUCAACCAUGUUUGCGUAACAUAUUGGCCAUCCUCAACCAUGUUUGCGUAACAACUUGGCCAUCCUCAACCAUGUUUGCGUAACAUAUUGGCCAUCCUCAAUCAUGUUAGCGUACCAUAUUGGCCAUCCUCAACCAUGUUGGCGUAACAUAUUGGCCAUCCUCAACCAUGUUAGCGUACCAUAUUGGCCAUCAUCAACCAUGUUAGCGUACCAUAUUGGCCAUCAUCAACCAUGUUAGCGUACCAUAUUGGCCAUCCUCAACCAUGUUAGCGUACCAUAUUGGCCAUCAUCAACCAUGUUAGCGUACCAUAUUGGCCAUCCUCAACCAUGUUAGCGUACCAUAUUGGCCAUCCUCAACCAUGUUAGCGUACCAUAUUGGCCAUCCUCAACCAUGUUAGCGUACCAUAUUGGCCAUCCUCAACCAUGUUAGCGUACCAUAUUGGCCAUCCUCAAUCAUGUUAGCGUAACAUAUUGGCCAUCCUCAAUCAUGUUAGCCAAUAGAAAUGUCCAUUUGAACCUAGUGAGGGUGGUAUGGCGAUGAUUAGAUUCUGCACAUGCCCUCUUGCAGCAUUCCCUUGCUAAUUUUGCACUUCAAUGCUUUUGCCAGACAGUCAACCCAGGUUUCUUUAGAUUUUUUUUUAUUUUUUUUUACAUUAUCUUACUGUACAGCAUGUUUUGCUUGUCAGUCUAUUGUUUCAUUCAGUUGUCAUAGUGCCUUAGCGACUGACCAUUUAAUCAUGAUGUAAUUGACCGCAUAGUGGUCGGAAUAAACCUCUGGCACAAAACAAACUGUAUAGCAAGCAGUGUUUCAGAAAUACCUGCAGUAGAGAUUAUCAUGACAAUAAAUAAAUGUACAAUGUAACACACUUUGAGCAGCUGGAAAAGCUCUAUAGAAAUCCACUCCGUUCAUAGUAUUAUUAAAUACACACAUGCUACAUAAAAAUAUAUUCAUUCAAAUUUAUUUUCACCCACAAUUUUCAUUUGAGAGCAGCAGUAAUUCAUUGCUAAUGCAUGGGAAAUGUCCAAGAGUUAUUGUAGAUUUAAAAUAAAAAAUAAAAUAAAAAAGGAAUAUAUUAAUGCACCUAACUGUUGAACUUACACUGAGGCAUAAUUCUAAAUAAUGUUUAUAAGCGCUUUGGCCCAACUGUAUUUGGGGAACUGCUUUACUGUGACUGAGUAGACUCAGGAACUCUCACCCAUGCAAAGAGUGCAUUUCUUUCAAGUUUGUCAACCUUGCUAUAGCAAGAUAAAUAUGUGUGUUACUGAAGCGUUGUGCUAUGGCAUAGACUGCCAAUGCACUGUAACUAACCAUAUACCACCCUGUACAUCCAUUUUAAUAGAGAUGACCCAUCUUGUUUUAUUACUUUAGAUUGUAUUUACAUUAUGUGGAGCUUAAACCUGUAUUAACAAGGUAGUUACAUAGCCAAGUACUGUAGAAUGUAAUUGCAGUAUUGGAACAUAGUUUUAAGUACUAUGAUACAUGUUUUCCAUUUGUGUAAAAUUACACAUUUAGACUUUUUUUAUAUACAUCGGAUUUGUGAGGGGGAAACCUCCAAUUUAGAUGUAGUUUAACCUCCCCUUUUCCUAUUGCUUUCGAUUGCACAGUUGUCUCCACUGUGAUCAGUUUAUUUGCGAGUCCUUGUAAUCCUUAGACAGGUGUAACAGUUGUAAGUAAUAUGUAACAAAAUGUACUCAGAAUCUAGUACCACUACUAGCACUGUAAGUAAAAGCUGCCAGCAGCAUUUGGCCUAAUGGGAAGUAGCUAAAAACGAAGCAGUGCCCUCCUAGUGACGUAAGUGAAUGUAUUUGAGUGAGGUUGCUGAGACAAACUAUGCUGUAAAUCGGGAUGUCUACUAUCUUUCAUGCCUCAGGGCUAACAGUGUUAUGUUGCUGCAGUAUGUCCUCCCAGCUUUUGUGUACUGUACAGAUCCUGCUCAAUAAAAUAUUGCACAUCUGUGAAUA
This is a messenger RNA of Oncorhynchus mykiss (rainbow trout), 5930 nucleotides long. RefSeq names its product neutral sphingomyelinase (N-SMase) activation associated factor (gene nsmaf). The record is from RefSeq and is a predicted model, not a curated record. NCBI's taxonomy places the organism in Eukaryota, Metazoa, Chordata, Actinopteri, Salmoniformes, Salmonidae. Gene Ontology annotation, molecular function: protein binding.